This is a messenger RNA of Syngnathoides biaculeatus (alligator pipefish), 2458 nucleotides long. Its product is annotated as gastrula zinc finger protein XlCGF28.1-like. The transcript has 2 exons. Bases 355 to 1785 code for a protein of 476 amino acids. Gene Ontology annotation, biological process: regulation of transcription by RNA polymerase II. Gene Ontology annotation, molecular function: DNA-binding transcription factor activity, RNA polymerase II-specific; RNA polymerase II cis-regulatory region sequence-specific DNA binding. NCBI's taxonomy places the organism in Eukaryota, Metazoa, Chordata, Actinopteri, Syngnathiformes, Syngnathidae. The record is from RefSeq and is a predicted model, not a curated record.
UUGUCUGAAUUUGGACCGAAUGUUGUCAAUCCUUGACAUUGGACGGAACCCGAUCGCUAUUUUAGUGGACUAAAACCUCAUUUGUGGUAUAUUCGUGUCCGGUUGGAGUCGUUUCGUGCAUGUUGAAGGUUCUCGACCUAGCUUAGCCUAGUUUAGCUAGCUAACAAAGAGACGUUUGUGAGUCAGCAGAGAUCAAACGCGGUUGACGUCCGCGCUUUGAUAAUUUAAUGUACUUUGAAUCUCGCAAUGUUCCAUAUCUCAAUCCUGAUUAAUUUUGUUUCGCAUGUCCCAUUUGCAGUUGCUUUUGUCAUCCCUGCAAAGUAGAGCAGAAAGUGAUGUGAUCCUUGUAUAAAAAUGAGCGCAAGAAGGGCAGCAGACGACGGGGAAGAAUUUUGGGGACCAAAAGAAGAGAAGAAGCCACGACGUCAACUACUGGACGCUGCGUUCAAUUUGGAACCGCGAACUGUCCCACGCAGAGCAGACAUCACCGAAGAUCUUCGUACUGAGCAACAGGAGCCAGAUCUCCAUCACCUGAAAGUGGAGGAUGAAGAAGUGUACCCCGUUAAAGAGGAAGAGGAGGCCAUUUUGAUGAAAAAAGAGGAGGAAGACGCCUGCCCACACAUCAAAAAGGAAGAGGAGGAGGAUGACGUCACCAAGUUUCCAUCAACUGGUGUCCCUUUGGAGAGUGAAGGUGAAGGUCAAAGUGAGGAGAGCAGAGGGGCGGAGCCUCCGUGCGGCAGCUCAAGUCGACACACGACAACAGGAGGUGAUGGAGAUCCCUGCGGAGGAUCAAAACCAAACGGACUCUUAGCUUCACUGUCAGAUAGUAGUAACAUGAUGACACGCUCUCCUCCCACUGAUGAAAAUGAUGAUGAUGAACAGUCUGAGGGUGAUGAGAUGUGUCACACCGCCAACAAAGGAUGGAAAUGUUCUCAGUGUGGGAAAACAUUUGCGUAUAAGUGCAGUUUAAAAAUCCACCUGAGAACGCACACUGGCGAAAAACCCUUUUCCUGCUCAUUUUGUGAGAAAAGAUUCUUUGUGAACGGGGACUUAAAAAUACACUUGAGAAGACACACCGGUGAGAAACCUUUUUCCUGCUCGGUUUGCGGUCAAAGAUUCUCCAAAAAGGGAAGCCUAAAAACUCACACAAGGAUCCACACUGGUGAGAAACCUUUUUCAUGCUCUUUUUGCGGUCAAAGAUUCUCUGAAAAUGCAAGUUUAAAAAUACACACACGAACCCACACCGGUGAGAAACCUUUUCCCUGCUCGGUUUGCGGUCGAAGAUUCACACGUAAGGGUUACGUAAAAAUCCACGCAAGGACCCACACUGGUGAGAAACCGUUUUCCUGCACGGACUGCGGUCAAAGAUUCUCUGGGAAGGAACACCUAAAAGUACACAGAAGAACCCACACUGGCGAGAAACCUUUUUCGUGCUCGGUUUGUGGUCAAAGUUUCACUUCCAGGGGAUACUUAAAAAUACACUCAAGAAGCCACAGUGGUGAGAAACCUUUUUCCUGCACUGUGUGCGGUCGAAGCUUCUCCGAAAGGGGAACUUUGAUCCAACAUACAAGGACCCACACCGGUGAGAAACCUUUCUCCUGUUCAGAUUGUGGUCAAAGAUUCGCUCGUAAAGGCCACCUAAAAGUACACUCAAGAACCCACACUGGUCAGAAACCUUUUUCCUGCUCACUUUGUGGCCAAAGGUUCUCUUAUCAGUAUCAGGCUAAAGCACACAAGUGUGCUGGUGGUCAAGAAGAAAGAGAAGAAUCCAUUUUAGUGUCAUGAUCCAUGCAGAGAACAAAUUUCAUCUGAGUUCUGAGGACCCGGGUACGAUCCCGCCCCCGCCUGUGUGGAGUUUGCAUAUUCUCCCCGUGCCUGCGUGGGUUUUUUUCUGCAGACACUUCGGUGUUCUCCCACAUCCCAAAAACAUGCAACAUUGAUUGGACACUCUAAAUUGCCCAUAGGUGUGAUUGUGACCGUCUUGAUGUGCCCUGCAAUUGGCUGGCAACCAGUUCAGGGUGUUCAGGGUGACAGCUGGAAUAAGCUCCAGCACUCCAUGCAACCCUCGUGAGGAUAAGCCUCUACGAAAAUGGAUGGAUGCACUGUAUGUGUUACAAAAUUCUACAUGUGUGUGUUGUAACUGGAUGAGCCAAAAUGAUCAACUAAAUCAAAACAAAAUUGCGACAAUUGUUUUUGGCAAUAAAGAACAGAGAAUUGCUGUUCGUAAACACCUGGAGUCUCUGUCUUUGAAAACCAAAGACCGAGUCCGAAACCUCGGUGUUCUGAUUGAUUCCAACCGGACUUUCGAUAAUCAUAUCAGAUCAAUCAAAAAAACUGCCUUCUACUAUCCGAAGAACAUAUCGAGAGUGAAGUCUUGUAUGUGUCAAGCAGACCAGAAAAGCUCAUCCGUGCUUUUAUCUCAAGUAGACUUGACUAUUGUAAUGGUCUUCUGACUGGA